Molecule: messenger RNA, 1638 nt
Organism: Suncus etruscus (white-toothed pygmy shrew)
Lineage: Eukaryota; Metazoa; Chordata; Mammalia; Eulipotyphla; Soricidae
Gene: ACCSL
Product: 1-aminocyclopropane-1-carboxylate synthase homolog (inactive) like
Exons: 14
Coding region: 1-1638 (545 amino acids)
Biological process (GO): biosynthetic process; amino acid metabolic process
Molecular function (GO): transaminase activity; pyridoxal phosphate binding
Source: RefSeq, a predicted model, not a curated record
AUGAGCCUCCCUGCAGAUGACCCAGGCAUGGCAAGAGGCCGGGAGCUGAGAACCCGAAGCCUGUAUGCACAGCUGUUGCACUCGCUGCUACAGUUGAACGGUACCAUGAAGGACCUCAUCUGGCUGCUGAUCACCAAGCACCAGGACCCAGUGCCAAGUGGGCAGGUGACCAAACUGAAGCACCUGAUGUACAGUUCCACCAACCUCCUGCAAUUGAGGUCCUCUAGCCUGCCUCCUCAUUCCCUGGGCUCUCAAGGUAAUGUGAGGACCCAUGCACAGGACAGUCUCAUGAUCCCAUUGGAUUCCAUGCAAGCAGCAUUUGUCAGCCCUGAGCUGUCCAAUCGCGGGAUCGACAUCACAACAUUAUGCAGCUUCAGCUUCCAGGACUUCCUGUCCUACCAAGCAGAUAAGUACCAGAAGGAAAAGAACUCCUUGGGUUUUAUUAACCUGGGAAUCAGUGAGAACACGCUCUGCUCUCAUCUGGUGACUGAAAGAAUGAGCCAGAAAGGCAUUACUGGUACUGAGGAUGUUUUGAUGGAAAACUCUGACCAGAGAAAGAUCCUGCCGCUGAGGGAAGCGAUAGCCCAGUUCUUGACUCACUAUUGCAAGGCUCCUACCGAGCUGGACCAGAAAAAUGUGGUGGUUCUGAAUGGCUGCUGUGCUGUCUUCUCUGCGCUGGCCAUGGUUCUCUGUGACCCAGGCGAUGCCAUUCUGAUCCCCACACCUUCCUAUGGCGCUUUCACCUUGGCGGCCAAACUGUAUACCCGAAUAGAGUUGAUCUUUGUUCACCUGAGCAGUGAGGUCAGCGAAGAGAACCCAGUUCCAUUCCAGCUUACUGUGAACAAGCUGGAAGAAGCCCUGCUUGAAGCUCGGCUGAAGGGGAAAAAGGUCAAAGGCUUUGUGCUUAUCAACCCCCAAUACCCGCUGGGUAAUGUCUACUCCCAAGAGUCAAUGGAGGCAUACCUGGAAUUUGCUAAGAGGAACAAGCUCCAUGUGAUAGUGGAUGAGCGUAACAUGCUGUCUGUGUUCGAUAAGUCCAUUAAAUUCCACAGUAUUCUGAGCUUCAGACGCUUACCUGACCCCUCAAGGACCCAUGUGAUCUGGAGCACUAGUAAGGAAUUUGGCAUCCCUGAUUUAUGCUUUGGAGCGCUAUACACCCACAAUCAGGACGUGGCUGCUGCUGUGGGCUCCUUGGCUUUCCUCCAUGGCAUCUCGAGCAUUACCCAGAACAAACUGAGCCAACUGCUAAUGGAUAAAGAAUGGAUCACCCAGGUGUACCUGCCCACCAGUCAUGCCCAGUUGCAGACAGCUUACAAAUACGCAAUCACCACGCUCCGGAAACGAAAUAUCCCCUUCCUCUACUGUGGCUCUGGCUUCUCCAUCUGGAUCAACUUACAAAAGUACCUGGACCCAUGCACGUUUAAUCAAGAGCAGUGUCUCCAUAACCGCUUCCUGGACCACAAAGUGCUGUUGUCCCAGGGCAAGGCCUGCCUGUCACCAAAGCCAGGCUGGUUCUGCCUCGUUUUUGCCAAGGAGCGACUUGAGCUCGAAUUGGGCCUGGAUCGAUUCAUCAAGGCGCUAAACAUACAACAGUAUGAAAACAUCAAGAGGCAGCUGGAGGAUGCCAUGAUAGAGUGA